AUGAUCAAGAGAAGAACAACUGAAAGAGAGACUGUGCUGUUGAUUUUCCGGUUAGUUUGGUAUCAUAAUCUCUUUCUUCAAAUUGAGAGGCGACUCAUGUGCUUAAAAGAGAUUGAUGUCAAGAAGAUUUCAUUAGUUGUUGCACAGAAAAAUUUCAGUCCACAAAAUUAUGGGCAAAGUUCAGCUUUAGCUAAUGCAAAUGCGUUCAAUCAAUAUCAAGGCCCUGGCGGUUUUGGUGGAUCAGCAGCUAACGCUGGUGCACAGUCAUUCAAUUCACAGGGACCGUUAGGAGGUUUCGGUGCAUCUGCUGCCAAUUCACAAACUCAAGGUUUCCAUGCUGGUCCCAAUGGAUUCUCAGGAAGUGCUGGCCUUUCAGGCAGUCAAACUUAUAACCUUCCUGGUGGGCAAUCAAUAGAUUUAGCUUAUGGUGGAAGCUACAGUAACACCAAUGGACAAGCUGCUGGUGGCAAUUCUCAUUCAAUUAAUUAUAAUAAAGGAUAA
Molecule: messenger RNA, 501 nt
Organism: Clunio marinus
Lineage: Eukaryota; Metazoa; Arthropoda; Insecta; Diptera; Chironomidae
Source: the annotation of a GenBank genome assembly